CUCUCUCUAAAAGCCUGUGCACAGUUCAGUGAGUGCUACAGCACACAGGCUUUUACUAAAAAGAAAGGGCAGAUAUGAAGAGAGCUGAAGGUUUUGAAGUAACGUGUGAAGACGAUACAGGAUAGCAGGACUCCCAGUUUAACAGCUGCUUUUUUCAUGAACAUAUGCAGCAAAGGCUCCAUCAUCGAACAAGUGUAGAUGUAUCAUAGCAGCUGCGAAAGUUGAAGAUGGCUUCCAGGAACAGGAAAAUUCCCAAACAAUUCUUGGAUGAUGGUGAGAUGGUCUGGAAGACAAGGGCAUUGCAAGCACAAAGGAAACUCAAGCGGCUUGAGAAAACUAGGAAGGGUCCCCAAUCCUUGCAGGGAGUCCUGGUAACUGAUCACCCAGUUGUUGAGGCUCCUGCGGCAGCUGCUGUCCCAGGCAAGAUGUGGUGAGGGAUAAGGGGGUGUCACUAUGGCACAGGAGGAUCAUAUGGCAGUGACGGCAGUCCCAGGCAGGGUGAGAGGAGCUGCAGAGGAUGGAGCAACAGAGCCAAAUGCAGCACAGCACAAACAGGGGACAGAGGUUGGAUCACUGGACAAACCGGGUCAAUCAGCAUCAAAAGCAGGACGGUGUCAAGCAUCAAAGCAAGGAGGUUUCCAUCUUGACCAUAAAGGUUUCGCUGCUUGAACUCUUUCCUGGACAAACUGACCAACCUGUGGUGUCCAAGCUCAUAAAAGUGGAGAAGCUGACUUCUGAAUUUUGGACAAAUCUUUGUUGGAACAAUGAGUGAAUGCAGCCCUAGCACAACAGAGAAUACAACAAGUUGUGGCACUCAUGUCAUAGACAUCCAGUGCUACCUCAUCCUGAACAGCAGAUUCCAGAAAGUUUUGAUAGCUGUACUCUGCAUUGGGGCAGGAGCCUUCUGCAUCUUGGAGAAUAUCUUGGUUCUGUGUAUGAUAUGGACCUCAGCUCGACUACGGAGAAAAGCUUCUUACUUGUUUCUCAGUAGCCUUGCCCUGGCUGAUCUCUUUGCAAGCCUUAUAUUCUCCUACAGCUUUGUUGACUUUCAUGUAUUCCAUGAAGCCGGGUCACCUACUGCCUUUUUGUUCAAGCUUGGUGUUGUCACCACAUCAUUUACAGGUUCACUAGGUAGCUUGCUGAUUUUGGCGUUUGACAGAUAUAUUUGUAUUCAUAAACCAUUAGCAUAUAAGUCUUUAGUAACCAGGAAGAGAGCUGUGCUGGUUUUAUUUGGCAUGUGGAUCAGCACAAUAUUUAUAUCCUACUUACCUUUGAUGGGUUGGAAUUGUUGCUCCCUUCUCAGUGUCUGUUCAGAAUUGUUUCCUCUGGUUGACAACAGAUAUUUGGCAAUAUGGAUUACACUGGUGGGGAUUCUCCUAAGCUCAAUCAUCUGCUUUUAUGCACAUAUCCUAUGGAAGGCACAUAGUCAUGCAAAUGAUAUGGAAAAGUAUAACAAGCAAGCUGCAAAAGGACAAGGCCACAUGAGAAUAGACAUCACACUGGCUAAAACUCUGGCUCUGGUGCUAAUUAUCCUUAUAGUUUGCUGGUCUCCUGCACUCAUCAUUAUGAUACACAGCCUACUUUACUCACUAAGCAGAAGUAUCAAGACUAUAUUUGCCUUCUGUAGUACUCUUUGUUUGGUCAACUCUAUGGUUAACCCAAUCAUUUAUGCACUGAGAAGCAAGGAAUUGCGCUAUAAGUUAAUCAAAGGCCUCAAAAAGUGCAAGACUGUAAUGAAACUCUCAAAAAGUGAACCAGAGGUAGAAGGAGCCCAUAAGAACUCUGGAUUUGAUACAGGUGGUGAUGACACAGUUUGUGAUACUGAAAUGAGUAAUUAGAGUGACUCCAUGAACCCUAUUAUCACUCUGCUAAAAUGAACUAUCUAAGAAAAAAGCCUGACUAUAAAUAAUCAAGGCUUGUUGUUUUGCUAAAUGCACAAAUGAUAGAACUGGUAAUUAUUUACAAUUACAUAGUUAUGAAUUGUAGAUCUUAUUUGAUAUUCUACUUAAUUUAUGGUAGAUACUGCAAUCUUAAUGCUACAGUUCUUAAAGGACAUUGUGUAUCUAUUAUGCACUGACUGACAGCCAUUUCUGUUCUUUAACAGAUUGUUCAACUCUCGGACAUAACACAAUCAAGUAGCCAGGCAUUUAAUAUGAUUUUUGUUAUUUUAGUAAUCUUUCACAAACCAUGGAAUAAUAAAUGUUAAAUCACAUAACAUAAUGCUAUAAUUUCACACAGAUACAACAAAACUAUAGAUUUACGAAUUAAAGAGACAGGAAACCCCAAAUUUUUCUUUCAUGAUGUGGAUAGAACAUAUCAUUUUAAACAAAUUUUCAAUUUAGUUCUGUUAUCAAAUUUGCUUUAUUAUUUUGUUAUCCUUUGCUGAAGGAAUAGCAUUGCAAUACUGGCAGCUAGCUGAACACAUCUAGUUAGCCAAUCACAAGAGACAAA
Messenger RNA from Bombina bombina (fire-bellied toad), 2451 nucleotides. It is a transcript of the gene CNR2, whose product is annotated as cannabinoid receptor 2. The record is from RefSeq and is a predicted model, not a curated record. Gene Ontology annotation, molecular function: cannabinoid receptor activity. The transcript is spliced from 5 exons. Gene Ontology annotation, biological process: cannabinoid signaling pathway. NCBI's taxonomy places the organism in Eukaryota, Metazoa, Chordata, Amphibia, Anura, Bombinatoridae. Bases 765 to 1838 code for a protein of 357 amino acids. Gene Ontology annotation, cellular component: membrane.